AUGGACCGAUUAUUCGCCGAAGAUGAAAUGAAGAAUUCUCCGUUCUCUCCGAAAACCUCCACAACCUCAUCUCCAGCCAAAAGUACCACCUAUUUUAGUGCUGCUGCAUUUUGGAAAAACGACACAGAAUCCGUGAAAGUCGGAGUUAUUCUUAGUGAGCUGGAGAACGCUGAAGAGUUGAAUUUUCUGAUGUUCGAUGCCAGCAAAAGAAUACUAAGAAAACUUUGUGUUGAUGACGCAGAGUUUCAAUUAUCAGAAGAUUCGUUAGCAGUAAGGGUGGAAACUCCACCAGAAGUCAGUGUUAAUGUGAAGUUUGUGGAUCGUCUGACGUUUAUGAAUUUUUCAACCACAGUCAUUCUGAGAAGCAAGAAACAUAUGUUCUUGAAGUUAUCUGACGGUUCGGGAGAUUCUCAAAUUGAAAAUGGCUGUGAUAUUCGCUACAAUUUAACAAAACAUAGUUUCGACGAGAAAGGACAUCUGAAGCUUCCAGAUGAACGUAAAGGUGUGAAGGCAAGAUUGACAAAAGAAAAACUGAUGGAUCAUGUUGUCUACAAAUGGAUGUCUGGACUUCGGAAAGGAUGUCAUUUCCUCAUCAAGGAUACCUUGUCUUCUGUAUUUGAGGUUCUUGUGGACAAAAUCAGGAAAUCUACAGACGUUAUUGAUGAAGAGAAGUCAGUACAUGAAUCGAAAGAAGCAUCCGUAGAGAUUGAACUGAAAGCGGAUACCGAAAUUUCCGAGAGCAGUCAAGAUGUGACAACAAAGGAUCAAUUGAUAAAUCCGCCAAUAUCCGAUGAGUCUUUGAUUGCCUCCGAUGUUACAAUAGUUCCCACAUCAUCUCCUGCUCCGGAGCAUGAUCCUCAAUUGGUGCCAGUUACAAACUCCACAUCACAAAACUUCGUUCCACCCCUUCCGGUUACAGACGAUAUUCGUGACGUACUUCACCGAAUUGUUGGAAUUGAACUUGAUCGAAUCGAGAUGAGACUCAACAAUAAGUUUGAGAAGCUCCAAAAUGAUAUAAUGGCUCGUCUUGACCAUCAAGCUGUUCUCAUACAAAAAAUUCUAGAAAAAUCCUUAGCUGAGUAA
This is a messenger RNA of Caenorhabditis briggsae, 1083 nucleotides long. The record is from RefSeq and is a predicted model, not a curated record. The transcript has 3 exons. Bases 1 to 1083 code for a protein of 360 amino acids. Lineage: Eukaryota; Metazoa; Nematoda; Chromadorea; Rhabditida; Rhabditidae.